Lactuca saligna is the source of this 3780-nucleotide messenger RNA. NCBI's taxonomy places the organism in Eukaryota, Viridiplantae, Streptophyta, Magnoliopsida, Asterales, Asteraceae. The record is from the annotation of a GenBank genome assembly.
AUGGUUGCGUUACUAGCAUUUUUAGUCCCUUUAGUGGAGGUUAGUUUAAAGAUUGGACAAUGGUUGUGUGGUCCAGUUAAAAACCAACAUGGGUAUCUUUUUAACUACAUAUCUAACAUUGGGAAACUUAGAGAUGGUGUCGAAGAUCUUGAAAAUCGUAGAGCUAGUGUUCAGCAUUCAGUUGAUGCUGCCAUGAGAAAUUUAGAGGUUAUCAAACCAGACGUAUUGGCAUGGAUGAAUGGAGUUGAUGAGUUGAAGAAAGAGGCAGAUAAAGUUUUACAAGCUACUACAACGGAUUCGGUUCAGAAAUGGUUCUGGUGUUUUUGUGGUCGAUUUCAAAAUAUCAAAUCACGGUAUUCACGGAGUAAGAAGGCUGUGAAGAUGAUGGAAGAUGUGAAACAACUCCAGGAGAAGUACAAAUUCACUAACGUUUCUAAUCCUCCAUUGCCUGUAGAAAUCACAGAUUUCAACCAUUUGAGUUAUUCUGAAGGGUUUGGAUCAAGGGUCUCGAUUAGAACUGAAAUCAUGGAAUCUUUGAAAGAUGACGCUGUUUGUGUGAUUGGGGUAUGUGGAAUGGGUGGCGUGGGGAAGACAACAAUGGCAAAAGAAGUCGGAGCAAGAGCUAAGUUAGAGCAUCUAUUUGACGUCAUUAUCAUGGUAGAUGUCACUCAAGCACCCAACAAGAACACAAUUCAAAAUAAUAUCUCAGAACAGUUGGGAUUAAAACUGCAAGAAGAGAGCUUGUUGGUAAGAGCAGCUCGGAUAAGUGCGAGGUUAAAAAUGCUUACAAGGGUGCUGGUGAUAUUAGACGAUAUAUGGUCAAGGCUUGACAUGGAGGAACUUGGGAUUCCCUUUGGAUCAGAUAGACAACACCACGGCUGCAAAAUCUUGUUGACUUCAAGAAGUAUUAGUGCUUGUAACCAGAUGAGAGCUGAUAGAAUCUUUAAAAUACGAGAAAUGCCACUGAAUGAAGCAUGGCUUCUUUUCGAAAGAACAGCUGAAAAAGCUUUUCACCCAGAUCCGAAUCUGCAUCAAGUAGCAAGAGAUAUCGUGGAGGAGUGUGGUGGGUUGCCACUUGCCAUCGUGACAAUUGCAAGAGCUCUUGAGAGCGAGAAGGACAAGUCUAUGUGGGAUGAUGCGCUUCAGAGACUAAGAAGCUACGACCUUGAAGGAGAGUAUGCUUCUGUGUACUCGAGUCUUGAAGUGACUUACAAUUUUCUAGAAAGUGAUGAAAUGAAACACGUGUUUCUUCUAUGUUGCUUGUUUCCUGAAGGUCAUGAUAUUUCCAUCGAGGAUUUGCUAAGGCUUGGGUUAGGGUUAAGUUUGUUUAAGAAGACAACUGGGGUUAGUGAAGCUAGGAUCCGAAUAAAUGCUUUUGUUCAGAAACUAAAGAAUUUGAACUUGUUGUUAGAUGGAAGUGAUCAUGAACAAUCUGUAAAAUUGCAUGAUCUAGUACGUGAUUCUGGUCUUAAGAUUGCUUCCAAGAACAAACAUGUUUUUGUUGUCAAACAUGGUGAUGGAUUAACGUUUUGGCCAUCUGAGCUCACUGACGAAUGUUGCACUUCCAUCUCUCUAAGAUGCGAUGAAAUGUUUGAACUUCCGGGCAGGCUUAACUGCCCGAAACUCGAGCUUUUGCUUUUGAUUGGUGGAAAUCACCCGUUGGAGUUCCCGACUGGUUUUUAUGAAGGUAUGACUGAACUCAAAGUGAUAGUUCUUAGGGGAAUGUUAGUUCAACUUCAAUCCUAUCCUGUAUCAUUUGAAGUCUCGAGCAAACUCCGAAACUUGUCGUUAGAAUACUGCACUUUUGACAAAACUAGUGAUAUAUCAAUGAUAGGAAAUCUACUAAAACUGGAAACUCUAAGCUUUCUACACUCCGAUGUUAAAGAAUUACCCGAAGAAAUUGGAAAGUUAAGCCAAUUAAAAGUACUUGAUCUAACAGGGUGUGGAGAUCUCUUUAAUAUAGCUCCUGGAGUUUUGAAUAGUUUGAUCCAAUUAGAAGAAUUAUACAUGAGUGGAACCCUUGUAAGUUGGCCUGAUGAACAAAUCACAACAUGUAUUACAGAACUCAACUCGUUAUCUAUGUUGACUGCGUUAGAGAUUGAGCUAUCCAUUUAUGAUCUUCUUCCACAUGACUUCAUCUUCAAGAGGCUAAAAAGAUUCAGGAUAUGUAUUGGGUUUUCCAUUGAGAGCAAGAUGUUUCAAAACAUGCUGCAAGUACGCUUUCCAGCUCACUGGAGAGAUGGUGGAAUAGAAGUUCUAUUCAACAGAACUGAAAUCUUGCAUUUACAUGGUUGGCGUUUGUUAACAAAUUCAAGCCUCAAGAAUCCUUCAAGAGCCAACUUUUUGAUGUUGAGAAACUUAAAGCUAGAACGUUGUGAUUUGUCCUAUUUGACAGAAAUAUGUCAGGGCCAAAACCAUGUUGUGGGUGAAAUUACAGUCGAUGAACCUGAUCACCAGCUUCCUUUGUUUGAGAAUCUACAUGAUCUUGAAAUUAUACGAUGUGUUAAUUUAAGACGUGUUUUCUCUCUAUCUGCUCCAACGGAUUUUCGUAAGCUUGAAAGUCUCAAGAUUAUUGGGUGUGAAAUGAUAGAAGAAAUUUUCUUGAGGAAGAAAGAUGAAAAAUCUGUUGUUGAGAUUCAGCUUUUAAAUCUGAAAUCCUUGAUUCUUGAAGAUCUCCCGCGUCUAACUGGUUUUUGCAAAGACGUUUUUUCAUUUGCGACUCCUCAACUGUUGGAAUUCCGGCUGCGCAACCUUCCUAAGCUUCAGUCAUUAAAUCAAAAGAUUCUUUCAACUAUGCAACUGAAGGUUUUAUCAGUUUCCAAGAUGAAGAUCAACGAGAUACAGAACCAUCUUCUUCCUGUUUCAUGUUUUGUCAACUUAAGGGUAAUGUCAUUGUGCUACUGUGAUGAUCUAUCAAGUGUCGUUCUUUCUGGGCUUUUACAAAAGCCAAAGGAUCUCAAAGUACUACGUAUUGAACGUUGUCAUAUGGUAGAAGUGGUCUUCGACAUAGAUAGGUUGAUAAGAGAAGAUCAUGAGGUGCUUAAAAAUCUGAGCGACUUGGAGCUCGAACAUCUGCCUGCGAUGACACAUAUCUGGAAGCAUGGCCCUGAAACUUUCGUAGGGUUUCAGAAUCUGACUAAACUCUCAGUAGCUAGUUGUCAUAAGUUAACUUACAUACUCUUGCCUUCAAUAGCCACGAUUCUUUCACAUCUUCAAGAAUUAUCCAUAACUGAAUGCCGGAAUCUGACAGUGAUUCUCAAGGAAGAAGAUGAACAUAAGGCCACCGAAUUAACAAGUGAGAGUCAUGAACUAGUGUUCCCUCGAUUGAAAUCGCUAGACCUCAUUGAUCUUCCAUGCCUAAGGUGUUUCUACUCCUCGGGGUUGCAUGGCUUUAUAUGGCCAUUACUUGAAUCGGUGUGGAUUGAUUGUUGCAAGGAGAUGAUGGUUUUCACUGCUGGAACCUCAAACACACCGAAGCUUAGGGAAAUUUCAAUUAAUGGACAAAAUCAUAAUAUGGAAGGAGACAUAAACACCGAUCUAAGGUGGCUACAACAACAGUUGAAUGAUGGUAACACAAGUGAUUCUACCUUCACAAGCUCACUCGUGGAAUGACUACCUAGCUCAACAGGGGGAGUCAAAUAUCAAAAUCAAUGUAGCCAUGGAAGACAAAUCUCCUUCCUGUUGUAUCUGUCUAUUGGUUCAAGGUUCAUAAUUAUGGAAUAUAUUAUAUAUUGUAUUAGGUUAAUAUCCGUUAAAAAAACAUUAUUGAUAAUUUAAAAU